AUGCUUCUGGCUGGCUGCAAUAAUGACUCCAUCGCUGAUGAAUACGCUCUCAACGAUCUGGAUAGCACGCGAACGUGGGGAGUUCAGGUUACUAGGAGACUUCUGGCACAGCCAGGAUUGCGUGGAAAGGUUGAUGCAGUUGAAAAUGUUGUGCGCGCGCGGAAGUCAUACAUGCUGGCGACACUUCAGAGGUUCAAACAGGAGUUUGGCACUAUCGAGGCCUAUUGCAAGAUCAUUCUUGGACUGGAUGAUAGCGCAUGUGGGAAUAUUAAGAAGAACCUUUUGAGGUCAUGA
Molecule: messenger RNA, 294 nt
Organism: Penicillium atrosanguineum
Lineage: Eukaryota; Fungi; Ascomycota; Eurotiomycetes; Eurotiales; Aspergillaceae
Exons: 1
Coding region: 1-294 (97 amino acids)
Molecular function (GO): phosphoprotein phosphatase activity
Source: RefSeq, a predicted model, not a curated record